This is a messenger RNA of Gregarina niphandrodes, 1566 nucleotides long. RefSeq lists its product as hypothetical. The record is from RefSeq and is a predicted model, not a curated record. Bases 1 to 1566 code for a protein of 521 amino acids. The transcript has a single exon. Lineage: Eukaryota; Apicomplexa; Conoidasida; Eugregarinorida; Gregarinidae.
AUGCGUACGUUCAAGAGUGAAGCGAGUGGCGUACCGGGAGGCGAGUUGUUGUCUGUGCUGAUCCGGCCGGACGGCAGCCAGACGAAGUUGGAUAAUUGUGUGGCUCAGGUGGUUACGAUACGCACGGGCGGUGGUGGUGAGGUGACGGCUUUGGUGUUGGCGCCUAAGACGGCCUUUGAAGCAGAGAUAGAGACGGUUGAUCGGCAAAUUCCAUUGAUGAUGGAUACGACGUCGAUGGUGGAGGGCGAGAACUACGACUGGUUCCAGCAGUGGGACCGGAUGAUGGUGUGGCGUCCGAAGGAGGGGCCUCCGAGCGACGAUCGCGCGGAGGCAACGCUGCUGGCUGCGCUAAGGCGCCGUCUAACGAGUAGAGGCCCGCGAGACAUGCCUGAGGCGGUGGAGACGCUCUGUCAUGAGGUCUUUGGGGAACGCUUGCGUGACCUGCACGCCCUCCUCAGCGGGAGUGGCGAGAUGCAGGGUCAGGACGAGAUAGACGACGUCACCGUGGAUGUGGCACGGCCGAUAGACCCGUCGGAGUUGACGGAACUCUUGGCGCGGGUGCCGAAGGACUGGAUGCCGGUGCUGCAGAGGUCGGCGGAGUGGAAAACCGUCGACUGGAAGACAGAGGGCUGUACCGACAUUGAGGCCGCAGAGGCGAAGCGUAGCCGCGAAAUGAAGAGCUGUCGGUACAAGACCGCGGGCAUCCUGGGGCUAGGCGCUGCUGCCUUGAUUGUCGGAAGCUGUCUGUUGCGAUUUUCGGGGUCGGCGCAGCGACCGACGGCAGAGCAAGGCCUGGCGGUGCCGGGAACCUAUGCGCAGUUUAGCGACAACCGGGGCGCGGCCGCCUGGGCAAUGGGACCCGGGAUGCCCGCGCCGGUGGCGACCUGCGGCAGCGGCAUCCUGCGUUGCGACACCGGUUGCAAAAAAAAGGCCCCGUGGCCCGUCGCCUUCGGUAGUCCCUGGCCCCUCACCUUCCCGCUAGCAUGGGACAUCGCCCACCGCACGUUACAGGUGCGUAUGCCGACGUGCCGAGUUCGUUGCAACACGGAGGAAGAGUCAGCGAUCGCUCUCGAGGCACGACUCCUCUCACAGUUCCCUCUCCAGACUCCGUUCAACACAACCAUGUCGAAAGCAGAUGAAGUUCGACAGAUCGUGACGUCGCUCUCCACUGCACAACAAACUUGCAAAGGCUUGGACUCGUGGGAGGCCAUCAGCAGGCUUACUCACUGCGCCUGCGACUUGGCCGCCGUGGGCUGCGAAGUGAUGACCAAAGGCAACCAGAAGACUCACGACGUCGUGCUCUCGGACUUGGAAGCGCCCUUGGCCAGAGUAGCUGCCUCCUUCGCCGACUACCCAAGCGACGUCUACGAAGUCAAGAAGUGCGCUUACGACUGCUGGGAAUUGACUCCAGAGGUCAAACAGACUGCAAUCGCGAACAGGGCCGCAACGGCCGCCUACCAGGCCACCAGCACGAGUACCACUGCCACCCCCGGGACGCGAGCAACCAGGAAGCGUGCCAGGCAGAAAAUAGCCAAGUACCCCCCAUUUCGUAUUUCCAUUGGCUGA